Molecule: messenger RNA, 3080 nt
Organism: Nothobranchius furzeri (turquoise killifish)
Lineage: Eukaryota; Metazoa; Chordata; Actinopteri; Cyprinodontiformes; Nothobranchiidae
Gene: apbb3
Product: amyloid beta (A4) precursor protein-binding, family B, member 3
Biological process (GO): regulation of DNA-templated transcription
Cellular component (GO): nucleus; cytoplasm
Molecular function (GO): amyloid-beta binding; transcription factor binding
Source: RefSeq, a predicted model, not a curated record
UAAUAUUAUCAGAUGAAGAACUAAAUGAUCAGACAUGCUGUCUCAUCUGCUGCUUUUCUAAACUUGCUAAAAGUAACACAACUAUUUGAAAGCCACUAUUUGUGGAUUCUCUGAAAGUUUCCAUGGAGUGUGUGACAACUUAUGUUUUCAUUGAUCCUAUCGUCUAAUCUCACAGCUGAAACAAGCAUCCUUAAUAAUCUGUACAGAGGAAGCUUACCGAUGCUGUAGUAAAACAAAAGUUAUAAUUUAUUAUUAAUAAAACCUUGUUGCAGCACUAAAGCAGAAAAAUGAGAUUUUGCAGUAAAUAUGCUAAAUAUUUAUUGUUUGGGUGCGUACGUCAGAUCGGAGGGUUACAAUCCCAGCAAUGUGAUGGGAGAUCAACAUGCCUCUUGUCCUCCAGGACAGGAUGGGAGGAUUUUAAAAAUACCCCCUGGGCUCCUGGAACCCAGAUCAGCGUCGGACCCAGGUCAGAACCACCACCCUGAGUGACAGGCGUCCCUCCCUCUCUCUAUAGUGCUAGCUACGUUACGUGAACGAACAUUAACGAGUAUGAGAGCUGAAAAACACUUAUUAUAGUUUAUAUGUACUAAAUUAACUGACAAAUAAUAUUUGUAAUUGUCCAUCUGUACAAUAUUGUGAUGUUAGCACAUGGGUUAAAACUAGCUAGCUAGCAUGGUUCUGUCCCAGACACCUGCCUUACGCUCCACAGAACCUCGUGACACGACAGCUAAAUCUCUCUCCUUUGGCCACCGUUUCUGCUUCUGGUUUGUCUCUGCUCUCUGGGGCGUGCAGCGGGCUCAUAGCUGCAGGUCUGUGGUCCGUCAUUAGUAUAAACAUUUGUCAGAGCCGGCAUUGGAGUCCACAUUUCUCUCUGGAUCAAGCUAACAGAUCUUCUGCAUCACUCCCGCUUCAGCAGAAAAAUAAGUAUUUCUCACAAAAAUGACUCAUCCAAAAGCCUAAAUAAUUUAUGCGUAUGUGUACAUUUUUAUUUAGAAUGAGUUCCUAUUAGGUUUCUCUAAAUAUCGGUUCAAGGGAGGCUCUAGCCUGCUAUUUGCUCUUUAAAACAUUGUGGAGGGCGAUCGAAGCAGAGCCAGUGAGGGAGGGGAGUGAUGAUGUCAUCAGGAGGAGGAGGAAGAGGGGGAGGAUUACAGCAUCCUCCAUCAGACGGAGAGGAGAGAAGCAGAGGAGGGUGAAAAAUCAUUAGGUCAGAAUUAAAACAAAAGCGUAGUAGAAGACUGAUGGUGGUAGAGGACGGCCAGAGGGACAAGAGACACCCAGACCAGGACAGAGGGGGGAGAGAGAGAGCUCAGUCUUCUGGGCCUCAAAGUCUGAACAGAUCAGCUGGCUGAAUCAGAGGGUGGAGCCAUGAUGGGCAAAGACUACAUGCUGGCCAUCAUCAUCGUGAACUACGACGACAACAUCUGGACAGACCAGAACCUGCUCCUGGACCCAGAACUUCCAACUGGUUGGAGAACCAUCAAAGAUUCCACAGGAACAUACUACUGGCACGUUCCCACCGGCACCACCCAGUGGCAGCACCCCUGCCUUACUGGGACAUCAAAGCCUCACAAAACACAGCUGGAGGACUCAGAGGAUGAUAUUCCCACCACCAUAGAAACAGAGGGAGCAGCAGACAAGUCUUUGUGGCACGAGGACUUUCUGACCAACCGUGACCCCAACUCACAGGGUCGGGGCGGGGGGGCUGUUGCCUAUCUCCAGCGGUCAACAAGCAAUCAGUGCUUCUCCGUGCGCUCUCUCGGUUGGCUGCAGGUGGAGGAGGAGGACCUGUCGCCUGGUCGGAGCAGCCUUGCCGUCAGUAACGUCAUCCAGCAGCUGUCUCAUGGCAGCAGCUCUGAGCAGAGAGACGGGUCCGGCGCCUCGGGGGAGAAUCGGGAAAUGAUGCUGGUUCUAAGGAAAGAUACCUUGACUUUAAUGGACCCAUUAGACCACACCCUCCUCCACCGUCAACCAAUCAUCAACAUCCGUGUGUGGGGUGUGGGCUGCAACAACGGCAGGGACUUUGCCUUCGUGGCAGGCGAUAAGGACAGCUGUAUGCUAAAGUGUCAUGUGUUUCGCUGUGAUGCUCCGGCCAAGGCCAUCGCGUCGGCGCUGCACCAGAUGUGUUCAAAGCUGCUGUCUGAGAAAAGACUGAUGAGGCCGACUCGUUCCGUCACCAUGGAGAGUAUGUCGCCUGAAGACCUGCCCAGACAAGUGGAGUUUCUGGAAGCAGUGCAGCAACAGGCCAAGAAGUUUGAGGUCCAGUACAUCGGAAACCUGCCGGUGUCCAGAGCAAUGGGUAUGGAGGUGUUGAACCACGCCAUAGAAAGCAUCAUGAACUCUACAGACCAGGUCGACUGGGAGCCUGCGGUGAUCCAUGUCACCGACAACGUUCUGUCUUUAUUCUGGAAGGAGGAGGAUUGUGAAAAGCCCCUCUGGGAGUGUCCGGUACGAUUCCUCACCUUCCUGGGCGUUGGUCAUGACAGCCACACCUUUGCCAUAAUUGUUGACGGUGGUACGCAGCAGUUCGAGUGUCACGUGUUCUGGUGUGAACCUGAUGCAGGAAUCCUCUCCGAGGCUGUCCAGGCUGCGUGCAUGGUUCAGUAUCAGAAGUGUCUGGUGGCUCAGACUCCGCCUCCCAGAACCAAGUCCUGGCAUGUGACCCCAUCUAAGGUCAAGCGGGCCAACUCGAUGGACAGCGCUGCCUUUCCUCCUCUUUCAUCGCAUCAUCCUGGAACCAACUCUACUUUGACAGCAAAGAUGAAGAACAGCAGCAGCGGCGUGAGGAAGGGCAUGAUGGCGUUCUUUGAAACCUUUCGCAACAAACAGACCACCACGUCCUAGUGAUGGGGUGGGGACACCAAAGUAUAGUGUAUUUUUGUCUGAAUGACAUUAUCAAACCAGAGUGUGACUGGCUAGUGGCUCUGGUGAUGUCGGUCUCACCUGGUGAGAAAUCAGCAACAUGAAUGUUUGAAAGUGUCUGACCAAUCAAAGCGCUCAAUCACCAAACUUCCUCAGUUAUGACAGCCACAACAGACCACUCAGGACUUUAAAUAAACAGCAAUGGAGUAGAAAUGAACAAA